ACCUUUUUAUGUCGACUUAAAGUAAACAAUUGAGAAUUCAUAACACAUAUUGAUGAUAGUGUUCAUGAUAUUAACGUGAUCAACUCUUCCCAAGCUUUAGUCGUUAUUUGGAGUUCACUAGAGCUCUAAGGCUCCGGCAAAGAUUAAAAUGUAUCAUAUAUAUUUUUCUUAAUUUAACUUAAUAAAAUAAUAUGAUAAAAUCUUUAGCUCGCAUAUAAGCUUUUUCAAGUUUUUCGACAUACUGUGAUACAUUGUUUUGAUCUCGUUUUCUUUAUAUUAAUACUUUUUACUAAUUUAAUUAUUUCUUCAAAAUGGAAUUUCUGACGCGCAAAGUCAAAUCCUACAAUCACACUGACAGUCGUCAAAUGAAUGGCUCUAGCGAAAAUCACAAAAGCAAACGGAGCGAGACCGCAAUGAGUCCAGCGCCCCCCGCGCAACGAGACAAAAGCAACGCGUUCGCUGCUGUCAGGCAGUCGCAAACUGUCGGCAGUGGAAAGUGCACGUCUGUCGUGAUGGAACGCGAUCGUAUCGGACUAUGGGGAAGCGGCGACGGCCAGUCCGUCAGCCGAAUCUCCGGCCUCGACCGUCUGAAGCACCCCGGACUCAACAAGGGUAUGGCGUUCUCCAUCGAGGAGCGCCAGGUUUUGGGUAUCCACGGACUGCUGCCGGCGAGGGUCAAGAGCCAGGAGGAGCAGGUGCAGCUCUGCAAGCUGUCCAUCGACCGCUACGAGGACCCGCUCAACAAAUAUAUCUAUCUAAUGAGUCUAUUGGACCGCAACGAGCACCUAUUCUACCGGUUCGUCGGGGAGAACGUCUCGGAAAUGUUGCCUAUAGUGUACACACCCACUGUUGGGCUGGCGUGCCAGAAGUAUGGGCUCGUGUACCGCCGCCCCAGGGGACUGUUUAUAACCAUCCACGACAAGGGCCACAUCUACGAUGUUCUUAAGAACUGGCCAGAGACGGACGUGCGAGCGAUAGUGGUGACUGACGGGGAGCGGAUCCUGGGCUUGGGUGACUUGGGCGCGUGCGGCAUGGGCAUCCCGGUGGGCAAGCUGGCGCUGUACACCGCUCUGGCCGGCAUCAAGCCACACCAGUGCCUGCCCAUCACACUCGAUGUGGGCACGAACAACCAAAACAUGUUGGACGACCCGCUGUACAUCGGGUUGCGGUCUCGACGAGUACGUGGCGCCGCCUACGACGAGUUCUUGGACGAGUUCAUGCAGGCAGUGGUCCGCCGGUUCGGACAGAACUGUCUCAUACAGUUCGAGGACUUCGCCAAUGCUAACGCGUUCCGACUGCUCGAGAAGUAUCGCGGAAAGUACUGCACGUUCAACGACGACAUUCAGGGGACCGCUUCGGUGGCGGUGGCCGGAUUACUCACCAGCUUAAGGGUCACAGGCAAGAAGCUCUCGGAGAACACCAUCGUCUUCCAAGGGGCUGGAGAGGCUUCGCUAGGAAUCGCCGAGUUAUGCGUGAUGGCGAUGAAAGCCGAAGGCACGAGCGAGGCGGACGCGCGCGGCCGCAUCUACAUGGUGGACUCCAAGGGGCUCAUCGUGAAGAACCGCCCUGAAGGAGGCCUUAACGAGCAUAAGGAGAAAUUCGCCCAUGAGCAUGCGCCAGUGCGAACCCUUGAGGAAGUGAUCGACUUGGUCAAGCCUUCCGUCCUUAUUGGUGCGGCGGCUAUAGGCGGUGCGUUCACCCCGUCGAUACUGCGCAAGAUGAGCACCUACAACGACAGGCCGGUCAUAUUCGCGCUCUCCAACCCCACCAGCAAGGCGGAGUGCACCGCCGAGGAAGCAUACAGCAACACAGACGACCGCGCCAUCUUUGCGUCGGGCUCGCCGUUCCCCGACUACCGCACGAAGGACGGGCGUACGCUGCGACCGGGGCAGGGCAACAACGCGUACAUCUUCCCCGGCCUCGCGCUCGGCAUCAUCUGCGCCGGCAUCGUCGACAUCACCGACGACUUCAUGCUGCUCGCCGCUGAGGCCUUGUCAGAGAUAGUAUCUCAAGAAGACCUGGACCAAGGAAGCCUAUAUCCGCCUCUUGAAAAAAUACAAGAAUGCUCAAUCAAAAUCGCGAAGAAAAUUGUUGAACGCGCAUACGAUUUAGGCAAAGCAUCAGUGUUCCCGCAGCCAAUAGACACGGAAAAGUUCAUCCGCGCUCAAAUGUACGACGUUGAUUACUCGCCGGCCGUGCCGCCCGUCUACUCGUGGCCUCACGACGGACCCGUGGUGGAUAUGAUAUAGCCUAACCUUAACUGAUCUGACUCGCAUCACAAUAAAUAAUGAUCAAAUAAAUAUAAAGCUGUUUAUUAAAGGAGUAAUUGUGAUUCUGAACUACGCUCACUAAAGUUUGGCUGAAUUCUUUUAAAUUGCUAACGGCCACUUAGUAAUAAAACUCCAGUAAGACAGACCAGAUACUGUACUUGCAUACAUCCACAUUUUUUUUCAACAAACUAUUAUUUUUAUAUAUUGUUAUAUCAAGCAAUAUAAAGAUCAAAGACAGUGUGAGUUUUUUUUUUUGUUUUGGGUAAAUUAAAAGCUGCAAGUUCAAAAUUAAGAUUUUUUUAAGCAGCAAAAGAACAUGGUAAGCAGGUACACUAACCUUGUUCUUUAAGAUGCAAGUAGACUAUGAAGAGUGUACAGUUCAGAAAUAGAUAGAACAUCCAUGCGGUAUAGAAAAUAUUUAAAAAAAAAUGCAAACUCCUCACAAAUCAAAAAAGACGUGAUAAUUUCGCCAUCCCUUCAAAGCAAAACUAAAGAUGAGUGUUAUUAUGUGACUGAAACUGGAUUGACCUGUAUCUAUCUAAUUAUCUAAUGGCCGACUAUGAAAAAGGCCUAAGUCGUCUUUAAUGGUCAAUUUAUACUAGCACUGAGUCGAAGCGCAUCGAAGUGAAUUUCAAGAACGUAAAGCAAAUGCAUAUUAUCUCCGUAACGCAAUGCAUAUAUUCCUUCUAAGAUAUAGAGGUAAACGGAUUUUUGUGUCUAAAAUAAAAAUAAUAUUAUGCAAAGAAGCGUGCUAAGUACGCUGAUUAUCAGCUCAGAAGAAAUUACGAAAAUAAUAGUGAAUUUGUUAUUUUACUCUGCGCUCGUAUGGAUUGACCAUUGAAGGUCAGUUUAGCAGAAAUGAUUUGCGAUGUAUAAAAUUGUUAGUGCAUUGGUAUUUUUUACGAGCCGAUCCUACAUUUUAAAGUACCUUACAAUGUAAAUUUUUAAGCAAUACAAGUAGGGUCUUUAUCAUCAUUUAAAUUAUCCUGCCAUGAUACCUGACAUAUAAAUAAUUAUUUAUAAUUGUAUGUAAUCAUUUAGAUAGGUCGAAGUGAUAACUAUUUCAAUCUAUUUAUUUCAUUUAUCAUACUAGGUACCUGUUCUGUUCAAAAAUCUUAUUUAUUUCUAGGUAGUAUAGUGAAUGUUCUAAAACUUCUCAUUCCAAUUUUUGUAAUUGCGUACAUUUUGUACAAUUUAUUUUAAUUUGGUUUCAUAGAAAGCAUUUAAUAAUAUCCACAAAAAAAUAGUUCAUUCCACUACACACUUAUUACUUUUGACUUCUUGUAAGGUACGCAUUAGGUUAUUGCAAAUUUAAAAUAUAACCUUUUUAUUAAGUUUAUACGAAUUUUAAUGUGGUAUUUUUAUUUUUUUAAUGUUAAAAUAUAUUUAUGGAAACUGAGAA
This is a messenger RNA of Chilo suppressalis (striped riceborer), 3672 nucleotides long. The record is from the annotation of a GenBank genome assembly. Lineage: Eukaryota; Metazoa; Arthropoda; Insecta; Lepidoptera; Crambidae.